Molecule: messenger RNA, 4539 nt
Organism: Hyaena hyaena (striped hyena)
Lineage: Eukaryota; Metazoa; Chordata; Mammalia; Carnivora; Hyaenidae
Gene: RDX
Product: radixin
Exons: 15
Coding region: 355-2106 (583 amino acids)
Biological process (GO): positive regulation of protein localization to early endosome; regulation of organelle assembly; regulation of cell shape
Cellular component (GO): apical part of cell; microvillus; filopodium
Molecular function (GO): cell adhesion molecule binding; actin binding
Source: RefSeq, a predicted model, not a curated record
CGGCCGGCAGGGGGAGGCGGGGGGCGCGGGGCAGCCCCGCCUUUCCCCCGAGGAGCCACCGGGCGGCCAUAUUGCGGAGCUGUCUGCUGUGGUGGCGGCGCCUCUCGUCCCCGGCGGCCCAGCGCUCCCACCGCCGCCUCUCCCUCCCUGCCGCAGCCGCGACGCCCGGCGCCGCCGCGCAGCGCCCCAGCCACGCUCGGGGCGGGAAGGAGCCGCUCGCUCUCGGGGGAGAAGAUACAGUUUAACAUUGGUCUUCAGGACAACUCUAAAUUUCAGCGAAGGUCACCAGCUUACUUGUGACAACAGAAUUCAUCAAAGUGAAUUUUUAAAGAAGGUGACAAAAAGAGAAGGAAAAUGCCGAAACCAAUCAAUGUACGCGUGACCACCAUGGAUGCUGAGCUGGAGUUUGCCAUUCAGCCCAAUACGACUGGCAAGCAGCUUUUUGACCAGGUGGUGAAAACAGUUGGAUUGCGUGAGGUCUGGUUUUUUGGGCUGCAGUAUGUGGACAGCAAAGGUUAUUCUACAUGGCUUAAACUAAAUAAAAAGGUGACACAGCAAGAUGUUAAAAAAGAGAAUCCUUUACAGUUUAAAUUUAGAGCUAAAUUCUUUCCUGAAGAUGUUUCUGAGGAAUUAAUUCAAGAAAUAACCCAGAGACUUUUCUUCCUGCAAGUUAAGGAAGCCAUCUUAAAUGAUGAGAUCUAUUGUCCACCAGAGACUGCAGUUCUUCUGGCUUCCUAUGCUGUCCAGGCCAAGUACGGAGAUUAUAAUAAAGAGAUUCAUAAAUCAGGCUACCUGGCUAAUGAUAGACUCCUACCCCAGCGUGUUUUGGAACAACACAAGCUGACAAAAGAACAGUGGGAAGAGAGAAUACAGAACUGGCAUGAAGAACACAGAGGAAUGCUCAGGGAAGAUUCUAUGAUGGAAUACCUGAAGAUUGCACAAGAUCUAGAAAUGUAUGGAGUCAACUAUUUUGAAAUAAAAAAUAAAAAGGGAACUGAAUUGUGGCUAGGUGUUGAUGCUCUGGGUCUGAAUAUUUAUGAGCAUGAUGACAAGUUAACACCUAAAAUUGGUUUUCCCUGGAGUGAAAUCAGAAAUAUUUCGUUUAAUGACAAAAAAUUUGUUAUAAAGCCAAUCGACAAAAAGGCACCCGAUUUUGUUUUUUAUGCACCUCGUCUGAGAAUCAACAAGCGGAUUUUGGCUUUAUGUAUGGGAAACCACGAACUCUACAUGCGAAGAAGGAAGCCUGAUACUAUUGAAGUGCAGCAGAUGAAGGCUCAGGCAAGGGAGGAGAAACAUCAGAAGCAGUUGGAAAGGGCACAAUUAGAGAAUGAGAAGAAGAAAAGGGAGAUAGCAGAAAAGGAAAAAGAGAGGAUAGAACGUGAAAAGGAGGAGCUAAUGGAGCGUCUGCGACAAAUCGAAGAACAGACACUGAAGGCCCAGAAAGAACUAGAAGAACAGACUCGAAAAGCUCUAGAACUGGAUCAGGAACGAAAGCGAGCAAAGGAAGAAGCAGAAAGGCUUGAAAAGGAGCGCCAAGCCGCUGAAGAGGCCAAGUCCGCUAUAGCGAAACAAGCUGCUGACCAGAUGAAGAAUCAGGAGCAACUGGCAGCAGAACUUGCCGAAUUCACUGCCAAGAUUGCACUUUUAGAAGAAGCCAAGAAGAAAAAGGAAGAGGAAGCUACUGAGUGGCAACACAAGGCUUUUGCAGCCCAGGAAGACUUGGAAAAGACCAAAGAGGAGUUAAAAACUGUGAUGUCUGCGCCCCCUCCACCUCCACCACCGCCAGUCAUUCCUCCGACAGAAAACGAACACGAUGAGCAUGAUGAGAACAGUGCAGAGGCCAGUGCGGAAUUAGCAAACGACGGGGUGCUGAACCACAGGAGUGAAGAGGAGCGUGUCACAGAAACACAGAAGAAUGAGCGUGUUAAAAAGCAACUCCAGGCGCUAAGUUCAGAAUUAGCCCAGGCCAGAGAUGAAACCAAGAAAACACAAAAUGAUGUGCUUCAUGCUGAGAACGUUAAAGCAGGCCGUGAUAAGUACAAGACUCUCCGGCAGAUCCGACAGGGCAACACAAAGCAGCGCAUCGAUGAGUUUGAAGCAAUGUGAGAGCUGUUAUUUUGCAUACAUGUUCUUCAUAAGCUGAACCACCAACAGAGAAAAGCAGGCCUUUGCAGAUGUGAUGGAAUGCACCCCACCUUGCCAAAGCACUUACACCAGUUGACUGUGGUGGCUAAAAGACCUCCUUGAGGGAACCCUUCAGCAUUGAGGCAGUGUGAUGUCAUGCUUGAUUUCCUUUUCCUUUUGGGCCAGGGAAUGGAGAACAGUGUUCCAUCACCUCUUUUCACAUUUUCAGUUUCCAUUUUUUUUUCUGUUGAAGAUUAACACUAAUUAUCAUGUUUGACAAAUGUGUAUGUGUGAUUUAAGCACUUUGUACAUUUCAAAGGAUGAUGGCGACUUAAUGAGAGUUUGCGUAGAGCACUCGGUUUUCUUUUGACCCUUCCAUAGUUUACCUGUGUGUAUUUCCACAUUCUGUCUCACUCAGAUUUCCUUGAUGUGCCCUUAUCGUAUCUCACCAUGCCGAUAGCCAUAAUUCUGCCAUCAGAUAGAUCAUUGGCAGUGGUCAGAAUGAAGGUAGGACAGGGUGGACAGUCUUUGAUAAUUGUGUAGAAGACCGGGAAGACCGCUAUGAAUCAUGAAAAGGAUUAGAAUAACUAAUAGUGUAAUAUGCAGCUGGUGGUUAAUGUUUUUUAAAACCCAGUUUGCUUACAUUAUUGGAUAUUUGAUACUUGCUUAAUUAGUUAUCUUUGAUAGCUGAAUGGAUUGGUGUUUCAUCGCCUGCCAUCCUUUGGUUUUCUUUGCCUGCCAUUCACAAAGGUGUAGACGGCAGGUGGUAGUUCCCGAGGAGAAUUUAUUGAUGAAAUACUACCUGCAAAUACCAGUUGUCUCCAAAAGGUUUAAAAAGUCUUUUCUUUCAAAGAUUGAUGUAGACAAACAUGUUUAAAAAAAAAUCCAUUUGUUGGUAAUUGAUUAUACUCAUUUUAAAAAGCCUUGGGCUUUUAUUUAAGGGCAGCAUUUGCAAACAUCAGUCCCAGGGAGGGGACAGUAACACUACCUCACUACUACACCUGCGAUGACUGGCUUUUCCAACACAGCGAAGUGUGUGAGCUGUGUUCUCUAACACACACCAGUACUGUCAGUCAUGGAGCAUUUCUGAGAUUUCCUUUGCCUUCAGAAUAUCUUAGAGUGCUACACUUUUUAACUGCCUUUUUGUUGAGCUGAAUUGUAGGACUCUGAUUUAUAUGAAAAUUGUAAGCUCUUGCUGGUAUACUAUCUUCCUGGAGGGUGUUCUGUGUCUGAGGAAGAGUGUGUGUGUGCGCGUGUGCGAGAGAGAGAGAGAGAGAAAGAGAGAGUUUUGCCCUUGUUGCAUAUGAAUGUCUGUACCUUCAUUUCUUGAUAUAAUUGUUACAUAAUCAUUUUAGCAGAUUUGGUUUCUAAAUCGUGCUUAUUUUUUCGUUCUCUAACUAAAAAUACUUAAAUUUGGUUUGUUGAUCCUAUUUUAGAAAUUAUAAUUUUAGGUUAUAUUAAGUUCAAUUAUGUCUUAAGAAAUCUUUCCAGUUUGAAAGAUGUUCUAAUACUCACAUGUUCUAACAUUUUCUUUAUUGUAAAACAUCUAGACUUGGAGAUGAGGAAAGCCUUGUUUUCUCUGUGUGGUUCAGCUACUUUUCAUGUGGUAUUAUGCACUCAAAUUUACAUUUAUCUAUUAAAAUUGCCAUUUGUUAAGCAUUUUUCAUGCACAGUAGAUUCAAGUUGUGUCUGAAAAUAUCUCUUGUGCUUUUUUUGAUUUUGCUGACUUUAAAAGGAUUAAUCUGGGCAGACAUAGGGAAAGGAAAGGUUGCAUUUAAUAUAUUUUUGGACUCUGUAGGACAAGAGAUAACUGGUUGAUAACCUUGACGUGACUGUUGUGUGGUGGUUGUGCACAUGCUUCAAAACCCCGUGGAAGAGAGUUUCUGCCUGAGCACGUGGGCGGGAGCGGUGGUGCGCCCGGCCCGUCCUGCUCUCGCGGCCGUGCUCGCUUUUCCAGAGCGGCCAAGCAGUUGCCCUAAGAGGUGAAAAUGUGGAUUUCCACUGGAUUUCUGUUCAUUUUCUACAUUUUGAAUCGUGUGCACUACCAUUGCUGCAUCAGUUUGAUAUCAGUGUUGAAAAUUUACCAGUUAUAUUUGCUGUUUAUAAUCUAUUUGUAGAUUAGGAUUAAAAUGGAUUUAAUCCAUUUUUAAAGCUGUGUGAAUUUUUCUAAACAGGAAACAACUAUUUGCAAUAUGGGUUUUCAUAGCGAUUAAGCCAGUUAUGAUUUUUAUUAUUAGCAAUUGAGAGCACGUGCUCAUCUAGCAAUGUAAAAAUAUAUGAAUGAGUAUUUGGUAAAUUCCAGCAGGUUUUACCAUGAGCAUAAUUUUGUGUUGUACAAUUAAGCUACAGUUACAUCUAUAAUUUUGGAUAACAUUCAUUGGUUAACAAUAAAGUGACAAAAGCUCAUGCCUUCAA